GCAAGAAAACGUUUCGUCGUUAUUCAUCGGUGACCGACCCUGUCGUCGUUGUCCGGCGCUAGGUUGCUUAUAUCCGUCACUGUCACGUGUCAAUUUAGAUCGGCGCUUCCCUCCCCGAGGAGGAGAGACGUGUAAAUCUCGGGGAGUCACGCGAGAGAGCUGCUAACGGCCGCGCUGCUCUACUACGUCGAUCGCGACAGACAGGCACAUACACGCAUACGCACACAGUGUAAAUUUUGUAAUUAUAUAUAUUAAGAGCUUGUCAGUAGCAUGCGAGCAUCUACGCGUUCGCUCUUUCGUCGCAUCCAUUGUCUAUUGUCUGCCACGUUUACGCGUUCUCCUUUCUAGUUCACUUUCCCGUUGCACGCUUCUCGAAUUAACCCUUUCAGAGACGCAUCUUAUCCCGCGCGCUUCUCUCUCUCUCUCUCUCUCUCCUCUUCUCGUGUCAGUGAAAUUAUAAACGAAUAAGUAAAUCGUUACGGGCGUAUCGCGAGGAUCACGCAACCAAGUAUCGUAAUUUCUUACAUAUUUUCCAAAUGGCUUUAAUUUAUAUAACAUGUGCUUACUUAUGAGGAAUUCAUGGAAUACUAACUGCGUGCUUCGAGUUUCGAUGUAUUUACUUUCAAUGAUGCCUUUUUGAUGGCAACGAAACGAGGGGAAGGAAAGGUAAAAGUAACAUGAUAAAGUAGAAUUUGCGCAACUAACAAAACACUUGAUCAAAAAUAAUUUUUUUUACUUUAGAUUUCAGAUUCAACAUAGAUUUAAUAAUCAACAGACGAAUUUAAAAUAGACCCAACAAUCUUUAAAUUUAUUCCAUUGUCAUUUCAUAUUUUCUUCUAUCAAUAUUAUGGUAAUGAUGUUUUCCGCUUAUAUGCAUCGAACGAUUUUUCUAGUUAUAAAUCUUCUUGUUUAGUUUACGUUUUGAAAUUUAUGGUUUAACAUUACAAUUGUAGAAUGGAUCCGGUGAAUAUAUCGCGAGCACGUGCAUCCUAUAAACCAUCAGAAUCGUUUCGAGGAUCGCACAAAGAAUUCAUGAUUUCUAGUCUAUCGUUUUGCUGGCAGCGAUCCGAGAUCGACGAUGGUAUGUCGACGAUGCGACAGGUGCAUCGGACGCGCGCUAAAACGCAUCGGCAGGAACAAAAAAAAGGUACCCUGGACCGACUUGUCACCGAAUUCUGGCCCAGCAUUCCAGGUCAUCGACGCAGCGUCGCUCGCUUUCGAAUGCCUCGAUCGAGAAUACCAUCGUCUUGGAACUGUCUCGUCAUCAUCAUUUGGAAUUAUCUUUCUCCGGCGCUGUGCGUUCCGAAUAUUCCUCGCAUUCUUCAAAAGGUAACUUUCUCGAUAUCUGGAUAAAAUAGAUGUACAAGUUGGAUACAUUCUGACAAAUGGAUAUUCCUCUUGCUACCAGAUUUUACAUUUAU
Monomorium pharaonis (pharaoh ant) is the source of this 1421-nucleotide messenger RNA. RefSeq lists its product as uncharacterized. NCBI's taxonomy places the organism in Eukaryota, Metazoa, Arthropoda, Insecta, Hymenoptera, Formicidae. The coding region runs from base 955 to 1353 and encodes 132 amino acids. The record is from RefSeq and is a predicted model, not a curated record. The transcript is spliced from 2 exons.